Molecule: messenger RNA, 1067 nt
Organism: Cryptococcus deneoformans JEC21
Lineage: Eukaryota; Fungi; Basidiomycota; Tremellomycetes; Tremellales; Cryptococcaceae
Exons: 4
Coding region: 121-855 (244 amino acids)
Source: RefSeq, a predicted model, not a curated record
CCACUUUACGAUUCCACAAGAGAUCCUCCCUAUAAACGUACAGUGACGAACGGGCAGGCAAAGAUUGCGCAGGCAACAGAGCUUUCGACUUUCAUUGCUGUCCCAGAACUACAUUGAAGGAUGGCAUCUCGCCUUGCCUCCCUCACCCCUUCCAAAAAUGCUCGAUCAAGGGGUUCUCCUUCACCCUCCCCUUCUUCGGUGCAGUCACCACUAAGGCCGACAGAGACAACACACCACCGCAUGCUCAAGCUUGUAAUAGGUGAAAUCAAGAAUGUUAUAAGGAAUUGGGAUGAGAUAGUGAUUCUUGAAGGGUUCAAGUCUGCCAAAGGCUGUGUGGAUGAGGGUACAGAGAUGGACAACAUUAUAGAUGUAGAAGAACGGCCAGAGAGGGAAGAAGUAGGGCCUCAUUUAUCGUCUUUGUAUAAUCACCGGGUCAACUUGCAAUUGACCAUUAGUAAACUUGAUAACUUCCUCGGCAAACUGUGUCAGCUUGUCGAUCAAGCAGAGAAGGUGCUUCUAGGGGCUUGUCAAAGAGAGACAUAUGAUUUUGUAUUUAUCGAACCAUUAUGGCUCACAUGGACUCUAGAACAUUUCGUUAACACUAUUUCCUCCCUUAUUCCUCAUCACACCUAUCAUUUGGCCGAGCUAUCUGUUCUCGCUUCUACAAUUCUCGACCCAGCAACCGCGUUUGAUGAUGCGAAAUACGCUUUAGAGGCUUGGCGAGAUCUUGCGACAGGCGGAGAGAGAUGGGAAGCAGUCCGUGAAUGGGAAGAGCUGGUCGAGCUGGAAUUGACCAAAGCAGAGGAAGAGGAGGAAGAAGAAGAUAACGCAAAGGGAAGGAAAAAGCGGCGGUGAUAGUUGUCAAUUCGAAAAGCGAGCUAUCGCGAAGAGGUGUUAGAGGACACGAGUGGUUUGCACUUGAUCCAACAUGACAGAAGCCUGUAAGCAUCGGCCAAUAUUGCAACCAUCCUGCAAUAUGCUACGCUGCAGCUAGUCAAAGGGCCAGCUUAUGCGUUAUCCCCCCUGUAUAUUAGAAGGCAAGGACAUUAUUACUGUAUGCAUCCACA